This is a messenger RNA of Suillus paluster, 915 nucleotides long. RefSeq lists its product as uncharacterized. Bases 167 to 766 code for a protein of 199 amino acids. The record is from RefSeq and is a predicted model, not a curated record. NCBI's taxonomy places the organism in Eukaryota, Fungi, Basidiomycota, Agaricomycetes, Boletales, Suillaceae. Gene Ontology annotation, biological process: mycotoxin biosynthetic process. The transcript has 4 exons.
UUCCUAGGAGACGGUAGGAAAUACAGUCGGCGGCGACUAAGUGACACGCACCAUAAAGCAAACGGGUUUAUGUGGGAUGGCACGUUAUGUGUUGCCCCUGCCAUCAACAGCUCGAAUUAUAGCUCCCAAUACUGGUGGUUUCUGAUCACAUUCAACGACAGACUCGAUGCUUCAUAGCCUUAAACAUCAAUCCUCGGAAAUACUGCGCGUAUUUGGGCCUAGUGUUUUCGCCAUUAGCAUCUUAUUGAACAUCCUUACUAUCUUGCGCUUUCAAAAGACAUCGGUUGAUGAUAGAAAGCACACUUACAUUGACGAUGAUUAUCCGACUGAAUUACCCCUCCGCCUGGACACCGUCGCGAUGACGUUUAAUAGCACAGACCAUUACAGUACAUCUGGGAUUAUGGCCUGGUCGGAGUGGAAUUCACUUGACCAUUUUCCACGAGGCUGGCACGGAUUUGUGCGCCUGGGACCAAAAGGGCGGGUGUUUGGUAUCUCGAUGUUUCACCAGAUUCAUUGUCUGCAAAUGAUCCGGGAAGCCCUCAUUAACGGGCCCAAUGACCAUAGUGGUCAUUGUCUCAAUAUUUUGCGGCAGGCCGUUCUUUGCAAUUCUGAUAUUACCCUCGACCCACUCAACGUCGACUCUGAUGGUCAGUUGAUAGGCGCAGACGGCUUGGGUGUGACGCAUGUGUGCCGGGAUUGGACACAGGUUUAUGCGUACGUCGUGGAGAACCAGAAGGGCCCCGCGUGGGCAGAGAAAAACAAUUAAGAUAGAGACGUGAUGUCGAACGUGACAAUCUGACAUGUCACCGAAGAUGACUCGAGAAAUACAAAUCAUAAGUCUCGGUAUCACUAUCUUCUUCGCCAAUGUCUCGAUUCUGCAGUACUCAGACAAUGAUUCAAUGACACGAUAUUAAA